Molecule: messenger RNA, 2331 nt
Organism: Lycium ferocissimum
Lineage: Eukaryota; Viridiplantae; Streptophyta; Magnoliopsida; Solanales; Solanaceae
Product: cysteine-rich receptor-like protein kinase 15
Exons: 7
Coding region: 63-2138 (691 amino acids)
Biological process (GO): protein phosphorylation
Molecular function (GO): protein serine/threonine kinase activity; ATP binding
Source: RefSeq, a predicted model, not a curated record
AAUUUCAAUAGCAAGCAGUACCUAAUUAGAAUUUAAGAAGAGUAGUAGAUAGGAAAUCAUGAAUGGCGUCGUCUGUUCUAGCUGCAUUUAGUACCCAAAUGAAUCUGAUUUUCUUGCUCCCUUGGCUGCUUGUUCUGUCAAACACCCUUGUGGGCGUCAAACCAGUCAUCGCUCAACUGAACUACUUUUGUCCAAAUACCACCGGUAAUUAUACAGGUGAGAGCAAGUAUGAGUCAAAUCUUAACCGCUUGCUGUAUAGAUCACUGUACAAUGACGGUAGCAAUUCCAUCUAUGCAAAAGCCAGUAAAGGAGAAGACCCUGAUAAAGUUCAUGGAGUAUUCCUCUGUAGAGGAGACGUUGCACCUAAAGACUGCCAAAACUGCAUAGAUGUGGCAACUGACCAGAUCCUGCGCGUAUGUCAGCCCAAGAAACGGGCAAUUAUAUGGUAUGAUGAGUGUUUGGUCCGCUAUUCUAAUGUACCUUUCACGUCCACGUUAGACCUCGCGGGUGGUCUGGUCAUGAUUAACGUAGAAAACAUUUCACAGCCAGAACAAUUUAAGGGGAUUUUGAUUGCAAUGUUUAAUAAUCUUACCACUGAAGCUACUUCCGUCAAUAACAAUCUGAAAUAUGCUGCAAAUUCUGAGGGAAUUAGCCUGUCUCAAGAGUUGUAUCGAUUGUAUGGCAUGGUGCAGUGUCUACCUGAUUUGUCAGCUGUAGAUUGUCUUAACUGCCUGAGCACGGCUUUUGGUAAUACUCCGUCUGACCCCAUAAGAAAGGGAUGCAGAGUUCUAUUUGCAAGCUGCAAUUACAGGUAUGAGCUCUAUCCAUUCUUAAGUCCUGGUGGACGGGGACUGGAAGCACCACCACCAUCGACCAGCGGGAGCCAGAUUAACAAAGACGAAGGCGGAAAUUCUUCAAAGACAAAGCUUAUUAGUAUCAUCAUAGGUGUUAUAGCACUUUUGGCUGUUGUCCUCUCAGGAACUAGCUUUUACCUUGUGAAAAGAAGAAGACAAAUAGAGAAAGAGGCUGAUGAAAGUAGUCAAGAAAUUCAAUUUCUUAACACGGUAGUAGGAACACUUGGUGAAGACUUUCCGAAUGAUGAUUUUCACUCCGAAAACCAUUCGAGGUCCAAGGAGUUUCCAGUUGUGAAAUUAGACCUCGUUCGUGCAGCUACAGAAAAUUUUUCUGAAGAAAACAAGCUUGGAGAAGGUGGAUUUGGUCCAGUGUACAAGGGAACACUAGCCAAUGGCGUAGCAAUUGCAAUCAAGAGGCUCUCUAGAACGUCUGGUCAAGGACUGAAAGAGUUCAAGAAUGAAGUAGUCUUAAUUGCUAAAUUACAACAUAGAAAUCUCGUGAGGCUUUUGGGUUGCUGCUUAGAGGGAAAUGAAGCAUUGCUUAUCUAUGAGUUCAUGCCCAACAAAAGCUUGGACUUUCUUUUUCUAGAUUCAAGAGAAAAUGAGAUUCUGGAUUGGAGAAAACGCCUCCACAUUAUUAAGGGAAUAGCUAGGGGUAUUAUGUAUCUGCACGAGGAUUCUCGACUAAGAAUCAUUCAUAGGGACCUAAAAGCUAGCAAUGUUUUGCUGGACAAAGAUAUGAAUCCGAAGAUAUCUGACUUUGGAAUGGCAAAGAUGUUUAGCGGAAAUCAACGUGAAGCCAAUACAAAUAGAGUUGUUGGAACCUAUGGAUAUAUGGCCCCUGAGUAUGCUAUGGAGGGGCUUUUUUCUACUAAAUCAGAUGUUUUCAGCUUUGGUGUUCUGGUGCUUGAGAUAGUGAGUGGGAGGAAGAACACUGGCUAUCUUUCCGAAGAUGGUCAGAGCCUCCUUAAUUUUGCAUGGAAAUUGUGGCGUGAAGGACAUGGAUUAGAGCUUAUGGACCCUUGCUUAUCGCAGUCCUGUGUGGCAGCUGAGAUAACAAAAUGCAUCCAUAUUGGAUUGCUCUGCGUUCAGCAAGAUCCAGCAGAUAGACCUACCAUGUCGUCUAUAAUAUUUAUGCUAGAAAACGACCCUCAAACGCUUCCACAACCAUCACAGCCUGCAUUUUCCAUUGGGCGAACCGUCAUGAGACCAGCUGAGCCUGAAUCUAAUGAUCAAUUGUGUUCCGUUAAUGAGGUCACUUUGUCAAUUCUAUCACCUCGAUGACCUAUGGACGGUUAAUUCUUCCACAAGGGGUUCUUCUGUUUGCAGAGAAUGCAGGGAUUUCAUACAAAAAAUGUUAUCCUACUCUAAGUUAAACUCUAAAAUUAUUUUUCUUCUUCAGUUCCUUCGUGACUUCUAUCCUUCUAUCUUUAAUUAGUUUAUUACUAUUAUUUUUAUUCUGUUGCAUAUAUUUCGA